Mercenaria mercenaria is the source of this 4473-nucleotide messenger RNA. RefSeq lists its product as uncharacterized. The transcript is spliced from 2 exons. Lineage: Eukaryota; Metazoa; Mollusca; Bivalvia; Venerida; Veneridae. Bases 161 to 2260 code for a protein of 699 amino acids. The record is from RefSeq and is a predicted model, not a curated record. Gene Ontology annotation, molecular function: protein binding.
UUUAGAUAAUCACGGCUAUCAUCAUAGAUAAUAUCGAUUUAAGAAGUAAAAGUUACACACCUACUUUUUUAGUCACCUAAUUAAAAUCAUUAAUCUUGGCAGAUUUGCAUCCAUCUGACUGGAAUAAAAUAUUUAAACCCAAGGAAAAAAAACCAUCAGAAUGUUCCACAAUCACUCUGACAAUGUGUCUUUGCAUCUUUCUGAGGUCCUGGAUGAUAUUGGGAUCAAUGACAGAACAGUGGUGAGGACAAGGAGGGCUGCUUUACUGAAGGAAAACAUUUAUACACUCCAUAUAAAAGCAUCAGGUGAACCAAGCACUGUUUACAAUUUUGGCAGUAUGUCAGAGGGAACUACAACAACUGGACUUAAAUCAGAUUCUGACCGACUUGUCUAUCAAGAUAAUUUCAAUGUGAUACAGGACUGGUCUGAAUGGACUCUAGGUAAGAAUAACUUCCUGAUGAUCCAGAAUGAAACAACACCUCCUGGAUAUUGUCUCCUACAGAGACUUAAAGAUGAUGUUCCACUUCCUUAUACACAUGAAUUUGGUUAUCACCAUGUUAAGGACAUGCGUGGACGGAUAUUGUUCAAAAAUACAAUGCUUGAUACCCUUGUGGUUGGAAUAGGGGAGAGACAAGGACCUUCAUUAUCACUAACGAAACAGCCUGGUAUUAUAGAUUCUGACACUGUCUUAGCAUUUCCGUGUACAUCAUUGCCACAAUCAACAAAAUCCUGCCUAGAUCAUUUGACUGUAAACAAUUGGCCUACAGCUAAUAUGUACAGAUAUAUAAAAACUACAAAGUUUUUCAUUGUUGCUGUUGGCAACAAAGUCAGUGAAAAUGCAGAUUUUGAAUGGAGACUUUCUACCUCAUUUGCUGAACGGUGCUUGAUGUUCAAUUUGAACAUUACUCAAAUAAGAUGUUACAUCUUAAUGAAAAUGAUUAUGAAAACAUACAUUAAUCUUGACAAUGAAAGUUACAUUUCCAGUUUCAUGUGUAAAACUGUUUUGUUUCACUGUAUAGCAAGUAAACCUUUAAAUAUAUGGAAUGAAUGUAACAUUUUAAACUGUUUAACAUACUGUAUACUUACACUGAACAGAUGCAUUUCAUGUAGAAACUGUCCGCAUUUCUUUGAUUAUGAAAACAACUUGAUGGCAGGAAAGUUUUCAAAUGAAGUACAAAAAAAGUUACUUCAAUCAAUAGCAAACCUGAUACCAUGUGAUGGAAUGUCACUUUUUGGAAUUCAGAUUGACCGUGUUGGUGAAAGACUUCAGAUCAAGCUUAACAUGAUGGAUAGGAUAAAUCAUAACAUUGAAAGCCCAGAUGUAGACACUAUGAGAACUUCAAAUUUUUUACUACAUGAUACAGCUAGAUGUAUUGUAGACUUCCAUAAAGAAGUUAUUCAUGAGACAAAAGAUGAAAAUUUAUAUAUGGCAUUGAGAAUUCUGUUACAGAUAGUCCAAAAUUUAACAAGAUACUACAGGGAUGGUGACAUGUUAGUUAAGUUAGCAAGCAGACUUAUAGCACCUCUAUACUGCAGCUCUAUAGGGUCCCUGAUAGCCUCUCAUAACAUUCAAACAAACAAAAAAGUUUCUCCUCAAGCACUAGCCUGGCUUGAAGCAGGACUUGACUUGGACAUUUCUUCAAGCAGACUAAAACUUGCUUCUAUAUUGUAUUGUACAGGAGACAUGGAAAAGGCAGCAUUUGUUCUUCAUGGUGUAGAUCAACAAUACAAUAUAGAAGUUACUGAGCCCAUAUGUAUCUGCUAUAACUUUCCUGUAAAAUACAUUAAAAUAGGAUUUGGUCAGCUUUACAGUCAAUAUGAUGAAGAAGCAGUUAAGUACGUUGUUGCAUUUUGUGUAAGAUUCAGUCAACGUGAAAUAAACUGUGUACCACAUGAACUUCAGUAUGAGAUGUUCAGAUCAACACAAGAGGAAAUUCAACACAGAAGUAUAUACGAUCACUGGAUGGACUUUGCUGUGGUAGACUCAAUUCCAUACCUUUAUUUUCUACAAUACAAGACAUUUGGCAACUUAAACAGGCCCGAAGACCAGCAACAAGCACUGAACAAACUGAAACGGGUCAUUGAAACAGAGCGCAACCUUGCACACAGGGAAACAGCACUGAAUCUACUAGGACAGUGCAUGGAACAAGAAAACAGACUAGACGAAGCUUUACAGUACUAUCUGUCAUCUCUGAAUGUACGACAAAGGAAUAAUGUAGCAAGAAUUCAUGUCUGCAGAUGUUUGGCUAAUGCAAUAUGAAUAUGGUACAGAACAUACUUCAAACUCUACUGUAACAAUAAGAUUACCGUGUUGGGUAUUAGUAAUAGCGAGACAAGCUUUAAACUUCUACUAAACUAUCAUGUACAUUUUUAAAGAAUGUCAUAACACUGUGAUAGUCUCUUAUUAUAGAAAUGUCUAGUUCAAUGCGUAUUUCUUAGUAGAUAUCUUUGACUAAUAUAUUCAAGGGCUUUAAAACAGAACAUUAUUAAGUUUGCUUUUAAACACUGGUUUGGCCUUGAAAAGUGAGAGUAUGUAUAAGGCACAAACAACACUAAAUCAGGCCGCUAACUGAUCAAUCUUCGAUAACAUUUGUUUACUCACCGAAAAUUCCCAGUGAAAAACAAUUAUUGUUUCAGAAUAACAUACUUACUUAAAUUAUUUCUUGAAAUCAUCGCCAGACACAAUACAAUGUAUCUGUGCCUUUAAUCCGUGUUGACUCCUGCUGAUCGUAAUUUCUUAAUCGACCAAUUAACGUACAAUCAAAUUAGCAUUUAACUGCUGUUGUUGCAAUUUCUUUAAUCCAUUUAACAAUCAAAAGUCGCACAUUAGCGACAGAACACAUGUGCAUCAAACAAACAGUCACAAUUCCUUUAAUCCGUAAGAUAAUUGUAUUCCAUGUACACACACUAUAAACCAGUUUCGUCACUUUUUUUAACAAAAAAACACGCUUAUUGAUAAACACUGCAGACCACUUACACAUUACAAUUUUUUAUGACUGUCAAGUGGGCGGAGUUAACGCUUCAGGUACAAGUUGACAUGACGUCCUGUAUUCGCUUUGUUGAUGGUUGGAAAUUUUACGGGCAAAGUUGAUUUCAAAGUGAAGUUUGGGGCAUAGACACUUCAAAGUGUCUUCUCCACUCAAGUCGCUCCCUUGUGAGAUCCCCCAGAUAAUAUUAGCAAUCUUUUGACAAUAUUUUAUAUGAAAGUUCAGACCGUGGCGGAAUCAAGUUUUCAUCCACAGACCGUGCAAUUCAUUUAUUGAAAUCGGUUGUAAUGGAAAUAAAUUUAGAAGUAACUUAUAAUAAAAUGAAAAAAUAUGUUUAAACAUAAUUAUGAUUGAUGCAUAAGAUUAUGUUGAAGGAGGUUUAAGCCUGUACUUGUUAAAAGUUUAUCGACUUUUUACCCUGACUGGAAAUUUUCAAAAUGGCGGCCUUGACCUUUAACAGAGUGACCCAAAAUCGAUAGGGGUCAUCUACUCUGCAUGACCAAUCAUUCUAUUAAGUCUCAACAUUCUGGGUCAAGUGGUUCUCAAGUUACUGACCAGAAAUGGUUUUCAAUGUUCAAGCCCCUGUGACUUGACCUUCAACAGAGUGACCCCAAAAUCCAUAUGGGUCAUCUGUUUGUUUGUUGGAUUUAAAGUCACACCGACACAAUGUAGGUCAUAUGGCUACUUUCCAGCUUUAAUGGCGGAGGAAGACCCAAGUUGCCCCUUCGGACAUUAUUUCAGGCCCGAGCGGGCACCUGGGUAGAACCACCGACCUUCCGCAAGCCAGCUGGAUGGCUUCCUCACAUGAAAGAUUCUAUGUCCCCGGCGGGGAUUCGAACCCACAUCGAUGAGGGGCAAGUGAUUUGAAGUCAGCGACUCUAACCACUCGGCCAUGGAGGCCCCUAUGUGGGUCAUCUACUCUGCAUGACCAAUCAUCCUAUGAAGUUUCAACAUUCUGGGUCAAGUCGUUCUCAAGUUAUUGAUUGGAAAUGGUUUUCCAUAUUCAAGCCCCUGUGACCUUGACCUUAAACGGAAUGACCCUAAAAUCAAUAGGGGUCAUCUACUGUGCAUGAUCAAUCAUCCUAUGAAGUUUCAACAUUCUGGGUCAAGUUGUUCUAGAGUUGUUGAUCGGAAAUGGUUUUCCAUGUUCAGGCCCCUGUGACCUUCACCUUCGAUGGAGUGACCCCAAAAUCAAUAGGGGUGAUCUACUAUGCAUGAUCAAUCAUCAUAUGAAGUUUCAACAUUCUGGGUCAAGUCGUUCUUGAGUUAUUGAUCGGAAAUGGUUUUCCAUGUUCAGGCUCCUGUGACCUUGACCUUUGACGGAGUAACCCCAAAAACAAUAGGGGUCGUCUCCUCCGUAAGCUCUACCAACCUAUGAAGUUUGAAGGUUCUAGGUCAAAUGGUUCUCCAGUUAUUGCUCGGAAAUAAGUGUGACAUACGGACGGACGGAAGACAGGGCAAAAACAAUAUGUCUCCGCCAGGGGGG